GAGCCACCAAAUAGCCAACGUAGUUCACCUUCACUUGCUCUCUUUACUCCGAAGAAUCUGGCAGAGGGAAACCAUGGCGCCUGGUGGCUCCCUCGAGGAUAUUAAGAACGAGACUGUUGAUUUGGAGAAAAUCCCAAUUGAAGAAGUGUUCCAGGAGUUGAAAUGCAGCAGAGAAGGAUUAUCUGGAGCAGAAGGAGAAAACAGACUCCAGAUCUUUGGCCCCAACAAACUCGAGGAGAAGAAGGAAAGCAAGAUACUUAAGUUCUUGGGUUUUAUGUGGAACCCUCUCUCAUGGGUCAUGGAAGCAGCUGCGAUCAUGGCCAUAGCGUUGGCUAACGGCGACGGAAGACCCCCGGACUGGCAAGACUUUGUCGGAAUCGUUUGUCUUUUGGUUAUCAACUCAACAAUCAGUUUCAUCGAAGAAAACAACCGCCGGAACGCAGCUGCUGCUCUAAUGGCUGGUCUUGCUCCCAAAACAAAAGUUCUAAGAGAUGGCAAAUGGAGCGAGCAAGAAGCUUCAAUCCUCGUUCCCGGAGAUAUCGUAAGCAUAAAGCUCGGUGACAUCAUUCCCGCCGAUGCACGUCUUCUCGAAGGAGACGCUUUAAAAGUCGACCAAUCCGCUUUAACCGGAGAAUCUCUCCCGGCGACAAAAGGUCCCGGAGAAGAAGUUUUCUCCGGUUCUACUUGCAAGCAAGGUGAGAUUGAAGCUGUUGUAAUCGCCACCGGAGUACAUACCUUCUUCGGCAAGGCAGCUCAUCUUGUGGACAGCACAAACCAAGUCGGACACUUUCAGAAAGUCCUUACAGCUAUUGGAAACUUCUGCAUAUGUUCCAUUGCGGUUGGUAUUUUGAUCGAGCUCUUGGUCAUGUACCCGAUUCAGAGGAGAAAAUACAGAGACGGUAUCGAUAAUCUUCUUGUGCUUUUGAUUGGUGGUAUCCCCAUUGCGAUGCCUACUGUGCUCUCUGUGACGAUGGCUAUUGGUUCACACAAGUUGUCUCAACAAGGAGCUAUCACGAAAAGGAUGACUGCCAUUGAAGAGAUGGCUGGUAUGGAUGUUCUGUGCAGUGAUAAAACCGGGACUCUGACACUUAACAAGCUUAGUGUUGACAAGAAUCUCAUUGAGGUUUGUGCUAGAGGCGUUGAGAAAGACGAGGUUUUGCUUUUCGCUGCUAGAGCUUCGAGGGUAGAGAAUCAAGAUGCUAUUGAUGCUGCUAUGGUUGGAAUGCUUGCUGAUCCUAAAGAGGCAAGAGCUGGUAUUAGAGAGAUUCACUUCUUUCCAUUCAAUCCAGUCGACAAGAGAACUGCACUAACUUACAUCGAUGGUGACGGAAACUGGCAUCGAGUAAGCAAAGGAGCUCCCGAGCAGAUUCUUGAUCUCUGCAACGCAAGAGCUGAUCUGAGGAAGAGAGUCCACACCGCAAUUGAAAAGUACGCAGAGCGUGGACUCAGGUCAUUAGCUGUUGCAAGACAGACUGUAUCUGAGAAAACAAAAGAAAGCUUGGGUGAUCCAUGGGAAUUUGUUGGUGUGUUACCUUUGUUUGAUCCUCCAAGACAUGAUAGUGCAGAAACCAUUAGAAGAGCUCUAGACCUCGGUGUCAACGUCAAGAUGAUUACCGGUGAUCAGCUUGCUAUUGCCAAAGAGACUGGACGUAGACUCGGGAUGGGAUCAAACAUGUAUCCAUCUGCUUCUCUACUUGGUAAUCACAAAGACGAGAACCUAGCUGCAAUUCCUGUUGAUGAGCUGAUUGAGAAAGCUGAUGGCUUUGCUGGAGUCUUCCCAGAGCACAAGUACGAGAUCGUGAAGAAGCUGCAAGAAUUGAAGCAUAUUUGUGGAAUGACUGGUGAUGGUGUGAAUGAUGCUCCUGCUUUGAAGAAAGCUGAUAUUGGUAUCGCUGUUGCUGAUGCUACAGACGCUGCACGAGGCGCUUCUGAUAUUGUUCUCACUGAGCCUGGUCUCAGUGUUAUCAUCAGUGCCGUUUUAACCAGCCGUUGUAUUUUCCAAAGAAUGAAGAACUACACAAUUUAUGCAGUCUCAAUCACCAUUCGUAUUGUGUUUGGGUUCAUGUUCAUUGCUCUAAUAUGGAAGUUCGACUUUUCUCCAUUCAUGGUUUUGAUCAUUGCUAUCUUAAACGAUGGAACAAUCAUGACUAUCUCAAAGGACAGAGUCGUGCCUUCUCCUACACCAGAUAGCUGGAAACUCAAAGAAAUCUUCGCAACAGGCAUUGUCCUUGGAGGCUACAUGGCUUUAAUGACCGUAGUUUUCUUCUGGGCUGCUUACACAACCGACUUCUUCCCGAGAACUUUCCACGUGAGAGACUUGAGAGGCAGUGAACAUGAAAUGAUGUCUGCUUUGUACUUGCAAGUCAGUAUUGUGAGCCAAGCUCUUAUCUUCGUCACUCGAUCUAGAAGCUGGUCUUUUGUAGAACGACCUGGAUGGUACUUGAUGAUCGCUUUCUGGUUAGCACAACUGGUUGCAACGGGUAUUGCGGUUUUCGCAAAUUGGGAAUUUGCGAGAAUCAAAGGAAUAGGAUUGGGAUGGGCUGGACUUAUCUGGCUUUACAGUUUUGUGUUUUACCUUCCAUUAGACGUAUUGAAAUUCGCAACACGUUACAUACUAGCUGGAACCGCUUGGAACAAUCUCAUUGACAACAAGACAGCGUUUACGACAAAGCAAAAUUAUGGGAUAGAGGAGAGAGAGGCACAAUGGGCUCACGCACAGAGGACUUUACACGGUCUUCAGAAUACCGAAACUGGUAAUGUUUUCCCAGAGAGAGGCGGCUACAGAGAACUGUCUGAGAUCGCAGAGCAAGCCAAGAGACGAGCAGAGAUUGCAAGGCUUAGGGAGCUUCAUACGCUUAAAGGACAUGUAGAGUCAGUGGUGAAGCUAAAGGGACUUGACAUUGAGACUGCUGGUCACUACACCGUUUAAUAGAAGUUGGACUCAAGUUUUAACCAGAAGAUGAUUAAGGAAGAAAAAGAAGAAGAUCGUUUGUUUAAUAGAUGACAAUGAUGAUAAUGAUUUUAUGAGAGGAGAGGGAAUAAGUUUUUUUUUUUCUUUUUUCUAAUGUUUGUGUUAAAUUCCUCUUACACUUCGGGGUUUUUUUCUUCUUCUUCCUUGAUUUUAGACUUAAUUAUUAUAACUGUGUUUUCAGUUUGCUCUGUGUUGGAGACAAAAGAUAAGUUAUAAUCCUAGGUUUAUACAAUUGGCUUUCAUAAAGUU
This is a messenger RNA of Eutrema salsugineum, 3220 nucleotides long. Its product is annotated as ATPase 3, plasma membrane-type. Gene Ontology annotation, biological process: proton export across plasma membrane; regulation of intracellular pH. Lineage: Eukaryota; Viridiplantae; Streptophyta; Magnoliopsida; Brassicales; Brassicaceae. Gene Ontology annotation, cellular component: plasma membrane. Gene Ontology annotation, molecular function: ATP hydrolysis activity; P-type proton-exporting transporter activity; ATP binding. The record is from RefSeq and is a predicted model, not a curated record.